AUGGUGUCGUACGUGAGUGCGUUGCUGUACGGAGUAGGAGGCAUAGUGGUAGCUGGGAUGGCUUUGCUUGUGGCUUUUCAGGAGAAGCUUGUCUACGUCCCGGUCUUACCCGGUCUCACUAAAUCCUACCCGAUCACUCCCGCCCGACUCCGUCUCCUUUACGAGGACGUUUGGCUCCGAUCCUCUGAUGGCGUCCACCUUCACGCUUGGUUCAUUAAACUCCUCCCUGAAUGCCGAGGUCCGACGGUCCUGUUUUUUCAAGAGAAUGCUGGAAAUAUUGCUCAUCGUCUUGAAAUGGUCCGCAUAAUGAUUCAGAGGUUGCAGUGUAAUGUGUUCAUGCUUUCAUAUCGAGGUUAUGGAGCAAGUGAUGGAUAUCCCUCGCAGCAUGGAAUUACAAAAGAUGCUCAGGCUGCAUUGGAUCAUCUUUCACAGAGGACUGACAUUGACACAUCUAGAAUAGUCGUGUUUGGGCGGUCACUUGGGGGUGCAGUUGGGGCGCUGCUCGCCAAAAACAACCCUGAUAAGGUUGCUGCAUUGAUCCUGGAAAACACUUUUACAUCCAUUCUGGACAUGGCUGGAGUUCUAUUACCCUUCCUAAAGUGGUUUAUUGGAGGCACGGGUUCAAAAGGGCCUAAAAUCCUUAAUUUUCUUGUACGUUCUCCAUGGAGUACCAUUGAUGUUGUUGGCCAGAUUAAGCAGCCAAUUCUCUUCCUUUCUGGAUUGCAAGAUGAAAUGGUUCCUCCAUCCCAUAUGCAAAUGCUCUACGCUAAAGCAGCUGCUCAUAAUAGGGAAUGCAUCUUUGUGGAUUUUCCUAAUGGCAUGCAUAUGGACACUUGGCUUGCUGGUGGUGAUCACUACUGGAGAACUAUUCAGCAGUUUCUUGAAAAGCAUGUUCCAGAGAUGAAGGAACAUGAAUCAUCCCACAGCGACAAAGACCUUCAGUUUGAACUCAAAAGUAUCGGUACCUCUUUUCUUUUUUCCUUGAAGUUGCAGCAAUUAAAAGCUCCUUGUGAGGAGUUUCCGCCCACUGAUUAG
Molecule: messenger RNA, 1035 nt
Organism: Dovyalis caffra
Lineage: Eukaryota; Viridiplantae; Streptophyta; Magnoliopsida; Malpighiales; Salicaceae
Source: the annotation of a GenBank genome assembly